Messenger RNA from Arachis duranensis, 651 nucleotides. Its product is annotated as transcription factor bHLH149. Gene Ontology annotation, molecular function: protein dimerization activity. The record is from RefSeq and is a predicted model, not a curated record. Gene Ontology annotation, biological process: regulation of DNA-templated transcription. NCBI's taxonomy places the organism in Eukaryota, Viridiplantae, Streptophyta, Magnoliopsida, Fabales, Fabaceae.
UGCGUAAGUGAAGAACACAUGGUUCCCCGUGACACCUCAAUUCCUUUUAUACUCUUUUCUCCUCCCUCCUCCCCCUCCCUCUCCCCAUUCUUAAUUUCUUAUUCAGUUCCCACUUCCCACUUCUUCCGCUUCUCAUAUAUACAUUCAUACUUCCCCCUUCGUUAUCCUCAAACCAAGAACAAUUUCCAUGGCAUCCCUCGAAUCAAUUAUAAACGCUCCAGAACCUUCCACCAAUAACCCCGAAACUACCUCACCCGAUGCUGAUUCCAAUCCCAACAAACGCCGCAAAAUCGGACACCGCACUGUCGCCGCCGAUGCCUCUCUCAAUCAUCUCCAUUGGACAUCCCAAUCCGAGCAGCGCCAUGACCGCUCUCGCCGAGUUACUCGCUGGUGGUGGCUCGCCGAGUGGACUCGCCGGUGAAUCGUUAAGUUGACCAUCCCGAGUUCUUUUUAGAUCAAUCAGAUGCCUUGGCCAUAUCGUGCCAGGUGUUUCUUUAUUUUUUUAUUUUUUUUUUAGUUUUUGUUAGUGUUAUCAUAUUGGCUUCUUUUUUUCAUUUUUAAUUUUACUCUUUAUUUUUUUUUUCUUUUUGAUUCAUGUAUUCUAUAUAAUCGUGUACAUGCCAUUUGCUGCUGCUUCUUUUUUUUUCCCUC